AAACGCGGGACCCGGGGCGGGGGCCAAGCCGGGCAUGGCCGCUCCCGGCCGGGAGGGGCGACGGGGCCGGCCCCCGCUGAGUGACGGCCGGGACGGGGCCAGGGCCGAGGCCGGGUCCGGACCCCCGCCCCCCGCAGCGGCGGAGCCGGCGCCGGUAGGACGCACCGCCCGGGCUCGGCUCGGCUCGGCUCGGCUCAGGCUCGGCUCGGCUCGGCUCGCGGGUGCGGUCCUGUUUCGGCAUAAAAGUGAGAUUCACGAGACGCCUCUAAGAUGUCUUAUAGAAAGGAGUUAGAAAAAUACCGAGACCUGGAUGAAGACAAGAUCCUUGGAGCUCUGACAGAGGAGGAGCUCAGGAAGUUAGAGAAUGAACUGGAAGAGCUGGAUCCUGAUAACGCAUUGCUGCCAGCAGGGCUCAGGCAGCGGGAUCAAACGCAAAAGCCACCAACUGGCCCAUUCAAAAGGGAGGAACUCAUGGCCCACCUAGAAAAGCAAGCGAAGGAUGUUAAAGACAGAGAAGACUUGGUUCCUUUCACGGGUGAAAAGAGAGGAAAAGCUUGGAUACCCAAGCAGAAGACGAUGGAUCCUGUUUUGGAAAGUGUGACUCUGGAGCCAGAACUGGAGGAAGCCCUUGCGAAUGCCUCUGAUGCAGAGCUCUGUGACAUUGCUGCCAUCCUUGGCAUGCACACCUUGAUGAGUAACCAGCAGUACUAUGAGGCACUGGGGAGCAGCACCAUUGUGAACAAAGAAGGGCUCAAUAGUGUGAUUAAGCCCACGCAGUACAAACCGGUUCCUGAUGAGGAACCAAACUCAACGGAUGUGGAGGAAACUCUGAAACGAAUACAAAGCAAUGACCCUGACCUUGAGGAAGUCAACCUUAACAAUAUUAUGAAUAUUCCCAUACCAACUUUAAAAGCUUUUGCGGAAGCACUGAAAAGUAACACCUACGUGAAAAAGUUCAGUAUAGUUGGGACACGGAGCAAUGAUCCUGUUGCUUUCGCACUGGCAGAAAUGCUGAAGGUCAAUAACACGCUGAAAAGCCUGAAUGUGGAAUCAAACUUCAUUUCUGGGUCAGGGAUCCUGGCUGUUGUGGAAGCGCUCCAGGGCAACACAUCGCUUGUAGAACUGCGCAUCGACAACCAGAGCCAGCCCUUGGGCAACAAAGUAGAGAUGGAAAUCGCGGACAUGUUGGAAAAAAACACCUCCCUGCUCAAGUUCGGGUACCAUUUCACUCAGCAAGGUCCCCGGCUCCGUGCCUCCAAUGCCAUGAUGAAUAACAAUGAUCUAGUGAGGAAGAGAAGACUUGCAGAGUUGAACGGGCCUAUUUUUCCCAAGUGCAGAACUGGAGUGUAGUUCCUGGCUAUGGAGGUCAUUCUCAGUGAUCUGUGCUAUGCUGUGGAAAUCUAAAGGCAAUAAGUGCCUUGACAGAGUAUUUGUGGUGCCUCGGUUCUGUUUUAUGCACUAAGAGUUUAAAUUAACUAGUGGCUGUAGUUGAAGAUUUUAUCCAGUAGGACUGUUGGUGUUUUCUGUAGAGUUGGAAACUAUUCAAGCCAGUAACAACCUGCCCAUUUUAUGCAAUCUGUUUAGAGUACAUCCCAGUGUAAAAGUGACUCUUAAUUAUCCUGGGACCUAAUUUUUCUAUAAACUUCCUGCACAAUGUUUCAUACAGUUAGGAUGUGGUAUGCAUGAGUGAAAGAUACAACUGUUCCACACAAAUUAUGGAAGCAUUAAAAAAAUACUUUAAUUUUUUUUUUCCAAAUUGCUCUCAACUAUAGAGGAGCAACAAGUUUAACAAGCACUUCUACUACCUGGAAACAUGGCUAAUUUCAAGAAUUGUGAAUUACAAGUUUUUACUGACAUUUGCUGAGUCAAUUAGUUGGAGAUGCUGUUUCAAAUGCAAUACUAUGUUUGUUAGAAAAAAUUGAUCUCCGCCCCCUGAUUAAGCUGAACUUAAGGCCACCAAUUAUAAAACACAGCCUCAAAAAUUAAGCGGUUUAGGAUGGGUUAAUAUCUUUCUAUCCUACGUAUGUCUGAAGAAAAUAGUUACCUUUAGAUAUGUGACACAAAUGCUAACCCCACAGAGGUGGCCAAACUAAUCAGCAAACCGGAGCCCUCUCUUCUAAUCCCCACUCCCUUCCAUUUCCUAAGGUUGAAAGUGUGUGUCUAGAUAUUCACUGGAAACAAGUAAAAUUCUCUCUCUUUGCUGUUUUAUCUAGAUGACCAUGUCCAUUAAUUAAAUUUUGUUCUGCUAGGGUUUUUCUUUUA
Messenger RNA from Phalacrocorax carbo (great cormorant), 2262 nucleotides. NCBI's taxonomy places the organism in Eukaryota, Metazoa, Chordata, Aves, Suliformes, Phalacrocoracidae. The record is from RefSeq and is a predicted model, not a curated record.